GUCUCAAAUCUUGUAACAACAUUGUAAUCAGAAUAAACAGCGUGUACUUUCGUCUACCUUUGUUUUUUGUCAUAACUACGUGUCCUUUGGGGAGUGGUGAUCCAUUUGCAAACUGUGCCCUCGCCACAUACGAUUGUUUGUACUUCUAAGUCUAAUCCUGAUUGAUCUUGACAGCUGGCAAGUGGCAGUCAUGGGCUUCGAAACUAUCCGUAACUUGGAUAUGUACAAGAAGGUGCCGACUGAUUUGACGGAGAGAACUGCUUGCGGAGCCUUUAUUUCUGUAGCCUGUGUUAUUCUGACAGUGUAUCUGAUGUUUGCAGAGUUGGUGCUCUAUGCCAAUGGUUCACUACACACCAGCAUCUUUGUGUCGUAUCUUAACCAGGAGGACGACAUUGAAGUAAGGUUAAACGUUUCAAUAGUGGAUAAAGAUUGUCAGGAUCUAUCCGUUAACUUGAGGCACUUACACGGACAUCAGGAAAACAUUCCUAUCAAUAAAGUACAGGUUGCAGAGGACUGUAAUAUUAACGGAAUGAUCAAGAUAAAAAAGACACCUGGAAUCAUGAUGAUCGUCCCUCAUCACGGAAAGAAUUGGACCGGGAAAGAAUACAAGAUAGUACCUGAGAAUCGAGAAAAACCAAUCAUAACACCAAAAGGUUUUAUCCCUACAUCCGGAUAUACCCCGCCAGAAGGAUACAAAGUAGUAGAGGUGAUAAAGAGUCUGAAGAUGAACCACGCUAUUCAUGAGUUUGAGUUCGGACCCUCACUUCACAGCACCCACAGGUGGGAGGAGGUAUUACCGGUGAAUGGCACACCAUUCAGACCAUUAGCGGGCGUAAGCAGAGAAUAUCCAGUCAACUUAGCACAUGAUUACCACAUAAGAAUGGUUCCAACCACAUUCAUCGAUCAAAACAAGCGCAGGACUGAUACAUACCAGUACUCGUACGCGUACCAGAACUUUGUUAUGGCAACACCGGCUGGCAUAGCACCACCUUGCAUUUUAUUCAGAUACGAUUUAGCACCCAUGGAGAUAAGAUAUCAGUACGACCGUAAGCCAGUAUAUCAUCUUCUAACGAUGAUUUGCGCUAUAGUCGGCGGAGUGGUUACACUGGCAGGGGUGGUUGAUAAAAUCCUGUUUAAUACUCACCAACUCAUUAAACAGAAGCUCCUCCUAGGAAAACAAAGUUGAAAUCUCACAAAACACAAACCGUUAUUUUCUUACUGGUUUCUGUGCGUUUAUCAGACAUGUUCCACAGAUGUGAUGAAUAUUUAUUUUGUAUCGUGUCCAAAUCGAUUUAAUACAUUUUCAGUACUUGU
Molecule: messenger RNA, 1314 nt
Organism: Bolinopsis microptera
Lineage: Eukaryota; Metazoa; Ctenophora; Tentaculata; Lobata; Bolinopsidae
Product: endoplasmic reticulum-Golgi intermediate compartment protein 1-like
Exons: 10
Coding region: 191-1186 (331 amino acids)
Source: RefSeq, a predicted model, not a curated record